ACUGCGAUGGGAGAUUUCCCAUCUUCACUGAAUCUAUGAAGUGACUUUUAAACUGGAAGUUUUGUUUGUUUCACGUCAAACGAAGAUCUGAUCUUAAACAGACACACUGGAACAAAAGCUUUUUUCUUUUUUUUUUUAACCCGAAGAAUGAUUUUUAAGUUUUCAGAUUUUUGAUUUUGCCUGGAAACCUUGAAGAUCUGCCAAAUUCCACUCUCUUGGAUUACUGUUAGACAGAUAAACUUUGCCCACUUGAACAGCGGGGAUGCGGUCCCCAGACCUGUCCCCGCUGUCUCCGGAGGAGGCCCUCCUUCAUGGCCAGUUUGCCAGCUGGGGAUCAGGCAGCAGCAAAAGCAGCAACAACAACAGCCGCCCAAACAGCCCCGGUGCUCCCGGAGGACUCUCCCCCGCCGCCUCCUCGCCUCCAGCUCCAGCGUCCAACUAUGCCUUGACCCUCACGCACACCCACAUCCACAUUCAGCGCCUGUCGCCGCGGCCGGGAAGCGACGCUCGUCUCCUGCUGCCUUUAUCUGAACUGGUGGGGUGCAGCUGUCCCCGGUCCCCGGCGCCGCCCCUGUUAGUGCUGUACUGGUACCCGCCGGGAAAACGACGGAAGGGGGUGUCGAGACGCAGGCAGAUCCGGGCCUACCUGGCAGAGAGCAGGCCCGAAGCUGAGAGGUGGUCGGUUGCUGUGCAGUGUUUACUCAGAGACGUGGAGGUCACCGCGAGCACAGAGUUUUCAAGAUGUCUACUACCUCGUCCCAGGCGUCUACUGUUACUGGUCAACCCGUUCAGUGGAAGGGGCCAGGCAAUGCAGUGGUGUCAGACCCACAUCCUGCCGAUGGUUAGAGAGGCUAACAUUAGCUACAACCUCAUACAGACAGAACGCCAGAACCACGCAAGGGAACUUAUCAGAGAGAUCUCGCUCUCGGAGUGGGACGGCAUCGUCAUUGUUUCUGGAGAUGGCCUGCUGCAUGAGGUAAUUAAUGGGCUAAUGGAGCGCCCCGACUGGGAACAAGCAAUAAAAAUACCUGUUGGCAUUUUGCCCUGCGGCUCUGGGAAUGCACUGGCUGGCUCCAUUAACCACUACGCAGGGUAUGACAUGUGCCUUCGAGAGCCCCUCCUUUUAAACUGCUGCUUUUUGCUCUGUCGAGGUGAUGUCCAACCCAUGGACCUGAUCUCUGUGACGACGAGCCCUGCUCCCUCCAAAAACAGCCAUGCUGCAACGCCCAGGAGACUGUUUUCCUUCCUUUCUGUUGCCUGGGGCUUUGUGUCCGAUGUGGACAUUGAGAGUGAGAGGUAUCGUGGCCUAGGCUCAGCUCGCUUCACCCUGGGCACCUUAGUGAGAAUUGCUUCACUUCGAUCCUACAAGGGCCGCCUCUCCUACCUGCCUCCCUCUGUUGUCACUACGUCAUCGAACGGCACGCCUCCUCCUCCAAAGAGACCCCUCUCCCGCAGUAUCACAGAAGGUCUGGAGGGUUUCUGCAAAAUGCCAAUACAUCGUACCUGCUCUGACAUGGGCAUCAGUGAGCAGAGGAGUCUGAGAAAGGGUGAUGGGGAGAGAGAAAAGGAGGAGAGACAGAGACAGAGGGAGAGGAGAAGGGAGAGGGCCAGGGGAGGAGGGACCGGUGUAGUGAGGGCCAGCAGUCUGGCAGAGGACACAGAGAGAGAGAAGGAACUGGAGGCAGAGGAGGAGAAGUCGGGGACAAGUUCGGAGAGGUCUGGAACGAGCUCAGAGUCGACCGAAAGGGAUGGAUGCAAUAUGGGAAGGGAACGAUUGGCAGGGAUCAACGAUGAAAGGGAAGAUGAGGAAACGACAGAACAAGACUCCUGCGAGAUGGAGGAGGAUGACAGGGGGAAAGAUGGUGAAGGCAGUGGUGGUUCUGUAGAGGGAGAUGGAGUGUUACAUGCGAGGGAGCUGGGAGAGCGUGAUGGAGUCGAUAUGGGGCAAGAGGCGGAUGAAGAGCCGGGGGGUCGCGUCGCCUGCCAGGACAGGCUUCAAGAAACCAGAGAGGUAGUAAGAAAGAACUCGGCCCCUUCGAGUCAGAUCGCCGACGCUCUGAUCAGCCCGCCUCUCAGUCAAAGGGUGGACCCAGAGUCUGGCUGCUCAUACGCGCUGGAGGAGAUGGAUCUGAAUGAAACCUACUUCCAUAAAGAUUCUUACCCUCUGGAUGUGGCUCGUGAAAGAGCGCUCACCAUCUCCUCUCCGUUUCGUCAUUCUCCUUUCAGUUACAAGCAGAAGGCCCUGGACCAAAACCAAAACGCCUCCCGUCCGAGGCCCCUCUCACUCCUCCAGCACUCCAACUCAAACUCCCUCCCCCCUAAACUCCCUUCUCUCUCUUUGUCUCCCACACCGCCCUCUUCCCCUUCCUGUGCAUCCCCACGCUCAUCCUUCUACCUCGCCCCCCGCCCAAACACCCCGAAUUCUAGCUCCCCCUCUCCCUCAUUACGCACACCGUCCUCAUCUUUUAACUUUGACCUCACAGAACCAGCAGGACUGCUUAAGAGCCGUCCAUUCGUCUCGCUGCCUUUUGAUGCACCAAGGGAUGACUUGCUACCCCCUCUCGACCAACCCAUUCCCAACAGAGACUGGGUGACCAUCGAAGGAGACUUUGUCUUGGUCUUGGCCCUUUAUCAGACCCAUCUUGGUGCCGACCUCCACGCCGCACCCCAGGCCAGGUUUGACGACGGCUUAAUCCACCUGACCUUUGUGCGGGCGGGCAUCUCCAGAGCCACCUUGCUGAGACUGUUCUUUGCCAUGGAGCGAGGAACCCACCACUCCGUCAACUCGCCGUACGUCAGCCAUGUCACCUGCAAGGCCUUCAGGCUACAGCCGCUGUCUUCAAAGGGAACACUCACUGUGGAUGGAGAACUCGUGCCCUACGGGCCUCUUCAAGCACAGGUUCAUCCGUCCCUGGCCCGUCUUAUUGUUGGAGACUCUGGAGUGAAGCUGACCAGACUUUAA
Nematolebias whitei (Rio pearlfish) is the source of this 2962-nucleotide messenger RNA. RefSeq names its product sphingosine kinase 2 (gene sphk2). Bases 263 to 2962 code for a protein of 899 amino acids. The record is from RefSeq and is a predicted model, not a curated record. Gene Ontology annotation, biological process: sphingosine biosynthetic process; positive regulation of apoptotic process; sphinganine-1-phosphate biosynthetic process. Gene Ontology annotation, cellular component: cytoplasm; intracellular membrane-bounded organelle; membrane. The transcript has 7 exons. Lineage: Eukaryota; Metazoa; Chordata; Actinopteri; Cyprinodontiformes; Rivulidae.